AUGCCGCCGAAUAAAGGCGCCACUGGGCGCAAAACUGAUGCCAUUCAUUUCGUCAACGCAAGGCCCUCGUCGGAAAGUGAGAAAGUAUAUAUACAGCGUCUUGUCCGCGCUCAUGUAGGGAAGUGGAUCUCCGACCAGACCAAGGACCGGUCAGAUCCGUCGGACAGCUCAUUGUGUGAAAAUCACGAGAAGGCUGUCAUUUCCCCGGGGCAUCCCGUCGAACUUGACGCAGAGGAAGCGCUAUUUCCGUCAUCGCCCCCAUCUCUAGGCUCUCCUCACUCACCGGAAUCCAACACUUCCAAUAGCACUUCAGUCAUCCGGUUCUCCUCACGCAGUACCUGGGAGAGCCAGCAGACUUCUUCUGUGACGCAUCCUUGCCCCAUACAUAGUGGCAACAGCGGCCUUUUCAAACUCGACAGCAGUUACACCGAAAGUCAGUUUGUAGCAUCGUCAAUGAACGAUAGUCCAAGCCCGCCACCGCCCGGAGAAUCUAUCGAAACUUUUGGUGCCAGCAUGCUGGACCCCUUCCUCACAUACCCAUCCCAAUAUGCACCCGAUCUUGUUCAUGCACGCGAGAAUUAUUGUCUGACAAUCUUGUGGCCUGGUCUGACACCCGAUUCUGAAGAUGGGUCUGUCAUGGCAAGUUCGAGCUGGUUCCCUCUUUCCUUGUCGGAACCCACCCUGUUUACAGCCUUCUUGUUUGGGUCUCUUUCCCAUCAACGAGUGCAGUGGUUAAACCGCUGGAUCCCUGAAGGUUCGUUUCGAGCACGAGACCAGCAGCUUCUUGAACUCUGUCAAUUCGAGACCAUCAAGAUGAUAAACAGGGAAGUCCGCAAUCCAAAUCGGGCUGUCUGUGAUGCUGUUAUUUUAAGCGUCGUAUGCCUGGCACACAGUAUAGCGGAUGACAGUGAUGAGCAGCGACUUCGAAAGACUCCAUUUAACGCACCAUUGCGACGAUUACAAUGGCUUGAUGUUUACGGGUCUCUUCCGCCUAAUCUGAUUCACGUGCAAGGUCUGGUCCAAAUGGUCAGGUUACGAGGUGGUUUGGAAAAUAUCAAACUCCCAGGAUUGGCCCCAAUAUUGUCAUUCUCGGAUCUUGUAACCGGAAGCACUUAUCUUCUUCCCCCAACUUUUUCUUAUAUCCCCCUUGGUGGCCACCGGAAAAAUAUGUCGCUGCAAACUUUACUUGGUUAUCACCCUGAAGAUGCGGAACGUCAUUUGGGCCACCUACGUCAGAUCGGCUGGACUCAAGAAUUAGCGAACGUUAUAUAUUCUAUGCGCGUGUACAUGAACAUUGUCGACGAUCUACAAAGGAGCUCGGGAAAGCCUGACUACGCAUUGCUCGCGGACCAGCGUAAUUUGGUCCAUUAUUCUCUUAUGUCUCUUCCAACAGCAAGCCAACUCGAAGGUUUCUCGUCUUACGAAGACCCCGAUAUUAUUUACGAAGCGUGCCGUCUUGCCGGAUUUAUAUAUAGCGUGGGAGUGGUUUUCCCUAUGCCAGCACAGAGUUCUCCACUAGCCCAGCUAGCUUCGCUGCUCAAGGGAGUUAUCGAAAUGUCGAAUUUAAGGACCACAUGGGCCCAUCACCAUGCUCAGGUGGUGCUAUUAUGGGUAUUGACACUUGGUGGUAUCGCCGCUGAACAGCGUCCUGAAAGGCAGUGGUUUACGACCAUGCUCGGAAAAACUGCGCAAUAUUGUCACCUCACUGGUUGGGCUGAACUUAGAGCUAUGCUGAGGUUAGUCGUCUGGUACGACCCGGCCUGUGAUCAGCCUGGUCAGAAUCUGUGGCUCGAUGUGGAGAGGUUGUUCGCGUCAUUAUAA
Aspergillus tanneri is the source of this 1821-nucleotide messenger RNA. RefSeq lists its product as uncharacterized. The coding region runs from base 1 to 1821 and encodes 606 amino acids. The transcript is spliced from 3 exons. The record is from RefSeq and is a predicted model, not a curated record. Lineage: Eukaryota; Fungi; Ascomycota; Eurotiomycetes; Eurotiales; Aspergillaceae.